This is a messenger RNA of Zootoca vivipara (common lizard), 3258 nucleotides long. RefSeq lists its product as uncharacterized. Gene Ontology annotation, molecular function: DNA-binding transcription activator activity, RNA polymerase II-specific; RNA polymerase II cis-regulatory region sequence-specific DNA binding. Gene Ontology annotation, biological process: regulation of transcription by RNA polymerase II. The record is from RefSeq and is a predicted model, not a curated record. NCBI's taxonomy places the organism in Eukaryota, Metazoa, Chordata, Lepidosauria, Squamata, Lacertidae. Gene Ontology annotation, cellular component: nucleus.
GCCGCCGCUGCACAUCCGGAUUAAGCUGAAGCGGCUGCUGCUGCUGCUUCUGCUUCUCCUUUUCUACCCCCACCCCACAACACGCAGCAGGGACGACCCCCCGAUUUGCAAACUUGCCGGAGCCGCGCUGCAGGUGCUGCUGGAUUCCUGAGAACACAACUCUUUCUGCCAUGGAGCCAUGGGUGUACCUUGACCCGCGGCAGAGGGCACUAUAUCGAGAUGUCAUGCAGGAGAGUUACGAGACGCUGAUGUCUCUCGCUGCAGACAAGCUGCUGAACAGUAACAACAAUGAAGAGGAGGAAGAGGAGGAGGACGAUGAAGAGGAGGAGGACGACGAAGGGCCCGAGGAGCUGCGUCCAGGCACGUCUCAAAGCACCCCCAGGCGAGUCAAGCCCGUGGUGCGCCGCACACCGCCCAAGCAGCUGCCGCCGCCACCACCACUGCCACCACCACCCAAGAUCAUGCCGGUGGUGAAGAAGGACAAAGCAACUCAGCGAGGGCAUGGGCUAAAGAACAGCUUGGAGAGCCGUUGCUCGGACUGCACGAUGAGCCUGCAUGCGCCGCCCCGGGGCCGCCAGCGGAGCGAGGCCAACGCCGCGCGGGAGAAGCCCUUCCAGUGCUCGGACUGCGGCAAGAGCUUCAUCUGGAGCUCCCACCUGGAGCGCCACCGCCGGAUGCACACGGGCGAGAAGCCCUUCAAGUGCCUCAACUGCGGCGAGGCCUACAGCCAGAACUUCCACCUGCUGCAGCACCGCUGCUCGCAGCUGAUCGAGAAGCCCUUCAAGUGCCCCGAGUGCGGGAAGCGCUUCGCGCAGAGCUCAGCCCUGGAGAACCACCGCAAGGGCCACACGGCCGAGAAGCCCCACAAGUGCGCCGACUGCGGCAAGUGCUUCAUCUGGGCCUCCCACCUGGAGCGGCACCGGCGGGUCCACACGGGCGAGCGGCCCUUCAAGUGCCCCGAGUGCGGGGAGACCUACAGCCAGAGCGCCCACCUGGCCAAGCACCGGCGCAACCACAUGGGCGAGCGGCCCUACAACUGCCCGGCCUGCUGGCGGAGCUAUGCGCUCAUCUCGGAGCUGGAGGAGCACAAGAAGACCCACCUGGGCUGCGAGGACUGCGGCAAGGUCUAUCGCAGCCGCCAGACGCUGAUGCGCCACCAGAGGGGCCACCACCGCGAGCGCACGCACCUGUGCGAGGAGUGCGGCAAGGGCUUCGUGUGGGCCUCCCACCUGGAGCGCCACCGCCGCGUGCACACGGGCGAGCGGCCCUUCCCCUGCCCCACCUGCGGGGAGAAGUUCGCCCAGAAGGUCCACCUUCUGCAGCACAACAAGACGCACUCGCACGCCCGGCCCUACAAGUGCGGCGACUGCGACAAGCGCUUCGGCGACAGCUCGGCCUUCCUGGCGCACCAGCGGGGCCACGCCAUGGAGAAGAACCACAAGUGCCAGUACUGCGGGAAGAGCUUCGCCUGGAGCUCCCACCUGGAGAGGCACCAGCGCAUCCACACGGGAGAGAAGCCCUACAAGUGCCCCGACUGCCCCGAGCACUUCAGCCAGACCUCGCAGCUCUUCAAGCACCAGCGCACCCACGUGGGGAAGAGGCCCUACAAGUGCAGCGAGUGCGGGAGGAGCUUCGGCACCACCCUGGAGGUCAUCAUCCACCAGCGGACCCACUUCGGGACCAAGGCGUACCGCUGCUCCAACUGUGGGAAGGGUUUCACGCGGCGCGCCAACCUGCUGAAGCACCAGAGGAGCCACGUGAAGGAGAGCCCCGAGAAAAAGGAAGAUUAAGGGGGCGCGAGAGAAGUGGGGAAGGGGGGGCAGAGAGACGGGAGACGCGCGUCCUCUCCCUCGUGUUACCAAACAAGUCUAGAAUCCACACGAGGAAGAGGAAUCCCUUUUGUGCAUUCUGCUUAACGGGGGGAAGCGGCGGCAACGUCGCAGCUCUUGCGGCAGCCUCGGAUGACCUGCACGUGGUUGAGGAAUUAUUUCGGGGGUUGGGUUGGGGUGGGAAAGAUAACAAUGGAAAAGAAACAUGCGACCGCAGCAUAUAAGCGAGGAGAUUGUAGACAUGCGCCUCGAUAGCGGGGGGGAAAAGAGGUUCUUGGAAAAGAAGGCCUAUUGAGGCGAAAACCUAGUAAUCAUGUCCACCGGGGAGUUUUGAUCCUGAUUUAGAAUCCGUAUGGGUGUCUCGCUCACCUUUUUGUUUUGACACUGUGUACGUAUAAAUAUAACCCAUGUUUUGGGAAACGAAAAGCUUUACUUGACUCUUCCUCUCCCUGUAUUGCACCCGACUCCCUUCUCCCCACCCCUCCAGCCCUAUUAGAGGAGCGCUGAUGGAUCAGGUCGGAGGCUCCUAUAGGAUCCCGCAAUCCUGUCCUCCUAGCGGCCAUUCGGAUGCUUAUGGGAAGCCAGCAAGCAGGACCCGGGUGCAGCAAUCGCUUGUGAUUCCCAGCAACUAGAGGUUUUUUUUGUGUUUUUGUUUGCCUCCGACAGUUGAAGGGGGGAUACAUUGCUCUCAUGGCUAGUAGCCACUGCUAGCCUUAUCCUCCAUGAAUUUGUCUAAUCCUCUCUUAAAGAUGCCCCUCCCCCCCCAAAGUGGGUGACUUUGAACUCUGGAUAACAAAGCUUUAACAUGCCGAGGACUGAGCUCCAGACCUUAGAUGCCUAACUGAGAAGGACUCAGACUUCACUAGAUGCUAGGGAAUCCACCUGGGGAGCGGGGAGGGCGGUAAAACUUUGGUAAGCCUCUUGAAUGUGGAGGAAAAGCUUUAUUGAUUUCUUCAACACAUAUAAUCUAGUUACAGGUAGAUAGCCGUCUGAGGGUCUGAGUUGAAGCAAAAUAAAAAAAUCAUUCAGUAGCACCUUAAAGACCAACUAAGUUUUUAUUUUGGUAUGAGCUUUCGUGUGCGUGCACACUUCUUCAGAUACACUUGAAACAGAAGUCAGACCCUUAUGUAUAUACAGAGGGUGGGGUGGUGGUGGUGGGGAAUGGGUGAUGGGCUGAUGGGAGUGGUAAACCUGUAGAUGGCUGUUAACGACUGCUGAUGACUGCAAUUGGUCCUGUGGGGAAAAAGCAAGGGCUGAGGCGCUAAAGAAAGUUUGAUCAUGCAUAAUGAGAUAAGAAUCCAAUGUCUUUGUUCAUGCCAGGUGGCUCCAUGGUUUUAAGCUUGGUAAUGAGCUCCAAUUCAGCAACUUCUCUUUCCAGUCUGUUCCUGAAAAUUUUCUGUAAUAAAACAGCUGCUUUAAUAAAACAAGA